AUGAGGACGGCUCCGCGGUACCGAAGGCCGGCCGACGUGACACGGUUAUCCGUGGGCGACCCAAAGUCGGUCCAUUCAAACGACAGCAGAACCGAUCGAAGCGGGUAUGCGCGCGCACCCCACCACGUCAGCCCCCAUACGGCUGAAGGCGGCUCGAGCAUACUUACGACGCCACAGGUCUCGUUGAAUGGGAAAGAAUUUAAAACGCCCGUAGAUCAAUCACGCUCCGUUCCCGACUUAAAAUUGUUUAUGGCAUCGGAA
Molecule: messenger RNA, 261 nt
Organism: Iphiclides podalirius (scarce swallowtail)
Lineage: Eukaryota; Metazoa; Arthropoda; Insecta; Lepidoptera; Papilionidae
Source: the annotation of a GenBank genome assembly